This is a messenger RNA of Choloepus didactylus (southern two-toed sloth), 3823 nucleotides long. Its product is annotated as Golgi pH regulator. Bases 506 to 1804 code for a protein of 432 amino acids. NCBI's taxonomy places the organism in Eukaryota, Metazoa, Chordata, Mammalia, Pilosa, Megalonychidae. The record is from RefSeq and is a predicted model, not a curated record. The transcript is spliced from 15 exons. Gene Ontology annotation, biological process: intracellular pH reduction. Gene Ontology annotation, cellular component: Golgi cisterna membrane. Gene Ontology annotation, molecular function: voltage-gated monoatomic anion channel activity.
CCCGGGCUAGGGCCGCCUGUGUGAGGGGCCAGUGGUCUGGCCCUCCAGUGUCCUCGCCAAGUGGGAAGUGGAGGGAGGGACCCUCCUUGCUGUUCGCCAUGAGUUUCCUGAUAGACUCCAGCAUCAUGAUAACCUCCCAGCUCGCGGCGUGCGCUCUCCACACCCGGACCGACAGCCCGAGGAUGGUGCGUGACUUGCCGAGUCCGGUUUCCUCGGUCCUCCUCGUCGGGAGGUUGGCCUGCGGUCAUCCGCGCCCUCACCCGGCUUCCAGCCCCGCACUCUUUGGUCCAUUUUCGGAAGGGGUCAGCUGGCCUCAGCGCUGAAAGCCGGUGCCUGGAGAAAGAAGCGGUCCCCAAAGUGCCCCGGCUACGGCGCCGCUGACCCACGGGUAGGGGAAGAAUGUGGUUCCGGGUGCAGGGAAUUCGGCGCGCCAGUCCGGUCUGACUCCUGGGAACACGUGGAGGCUUUGCUGAUACUUUUCUUUGGAUUUGGGUGGCUUUUCUUCAUGCGCCAAUUGUUUAAGGACUAUGAGGUACGUCAGUAUGUUGUUCAGGUGAUCUUCUCUGUGACUUUUGCAUUUUCUUGCACCAUGUUUGAGCUCAUCAUCUUUGAAAUCUUAGGCGUACUAAAUAGUAGCUCCCGUUACUUUCACUGGAAAAUGAACUUGUGUGUAAUUCUGCUGAUCCUGGUUUUCAUGGUGCCUUUUUACAUUGGCUAUUUUAUCGUGAGCAACAUCCGACUGUUGCAUAAACAGCAGCUGCUUUUUUCCUGUCUCUUAUGGUUGACCUUCAUGUAUUUCUUCUGGAAACUAGGAGAUCCAUUUCCUAUUCUCAGCCCAAAACACGGGAUCUUGUCCAUAGAACAGCUCAUCAGCCGAGUAGGUGUGAUUGGAGUGACUCUCAUGGCUCUUCUUUCUGGAUUUGGUGCUGUCAACUGCCCUUACACUUACAUGUCCUACUUCCUCAGGAAUGUGACUGACACAGAUAUUCUAGCCCUGGAACGGAGAUUGCUCCAAACCAUGGAUAUGAUCAUAAGCAAAAAGAAAAGGAUGGCAAUGGCAAGGAGAAAUAUGUUCCAGAAGGGGGAGGUGCAUAACAAACCAUCAGGAUUCUGGGGAAUGAUAAAGAGUGUUACUACUUCAGCACCAGGAAGUGAAAUGACAGAUCUUACUCUUAUUCAACAGGAAGUGGAUGCUUUGGAAGAACUAAGCAAGCAGCUUUUUCUGGAAACAGCUGAUCUAUAUGCUACAAAGGAGAGAAUAGAAUACUCAAAAACUUUCAAGGGGAAAUAUUUUAAUUUUCUGGGUUACUUUUUCUCCAUUUACUGUGUUUGGAAAAUUUUCAUGGCAACCAUCAAUAUCGUUUUUGAUCGGGUUGGGAAAACUGAUCCUGUCACAAGAGGCAUUGAGAUCACUGUGAAUUAUCUGGGAAUCCAAUUUGAUGUGAAGUUCUGGUCCCAACACAUUUCCUUCAUCCUGGUUGGAAUAAUCAUCGUCACAUCCAUCAGAGGAUUGCUGAUCACUCUUACCAAGUUCUUUUAUGCCAUCUCCAGCAGUAAGUCCUCCAAUGUCAUUGUCCUGCUAUUAGCACAGAUAAUGGGCAUGUACUUCGUCUCUUCUGUACUGCUAAUCCGCAUGAGUAUGCCUCUUGAAUACCGCACCAUCAUCACUGAAGUCCUCGGAGAACUCCAGUUCAACUUUUAUCACCGUUGGUUUGAUGUGAUCUUCCUGGUCAGCGCUCUUUCAAGCAUACUAUUCCUCUAUUUGGCUCAUAAACAGGCACCAGAGAAACACAUGGCACCUUGAAAUCAUGCCUGUUACUGAGUGCUAAAGGCUAGUAGUGUCAGAAUUUGGAUUAAGAGGAGAAAAAUGGUGGGGACUAGGACCUAAUAUUUUUUGAAACAAACAUAAAAAUGCUGUGGUAGCAUAUUCUGCCUCCAGCAUACACCUUCCUCCUCAAAUGAUACUGUGAUCACGAGAACAUGAGAGAAGUAACUUGAACCAGCGCUCAGCAGAGGGCAUUCUGUGUUCAUUUGAGGCUGGUGUAGUAUGGGAUGAAAAAGGAGCCAAGAAACUAGGGGGAAAAGCAUACACUGGAACUCUGGGUAGGAGAAGUCUAAGGUAGCAGGGCCAACCACAGGCUUUAAGUCAGGGUUCAAGAUUCAAAUGGAGAAGGUCAUGGGUUUCCCUUUACAUUGUUAAAAUCAGAGAUUGGAACACAAAGUCCUUUUAAGAUCCUUAGGUUCAUUUUAUCAAGUAUAUUACAGUAUAUGUUACACUUAUAUGCUCUAACUUGAGUCGGCAUCCUGCCCUUGCUCUCCCCAUUCCCUGCCCCAUUAAAAUAAUCAAGAGGUUAGCUUUUAUUUUCUAGGGGAGGGGUGGUAUACAAAUGAAAUACAUUCUACCAAAAGAGAGACUUACAAGCAUGUUAUUUUUCUUGAUUUCCUUUUAACUUAGAAUUACUUAAGGGUGACUAUCCUACCUGCAAUUUAGUAAUUAUGCCUCUUUUUUUCUUUCGGUUUCCCCCCAUGCUGUGGGUUAAAGAGUGAAUAACUGUUAACUGGAAUAAGUCACUUUUCCUAUCUGGGGUCUCAAUUUCUUCAUCUGUAAAAGGAAGACGUUGGAAAAUUUGUAGUAUACUCAAAAAUACAACUUAGGAAAAUCCUGAAUUUUAUUAUCUGGAUGUCAGUGUUUUUACUAAGGUUUUUUUUCUACACUGUGUUUGGGGUUUCUAGAGACAUUAAAACAAAUGAAGUUUAAAUCAUAAAAAGUUUACCAAAAACAAAAACACUAUUAAGGACAUAUCAGUUAACAGGGACGUUUCAAGCAACUCAAAAGGCAUUUUUAAUGUUAUUUAUUCUAGCAACCACAACAUUCUUACAAAAGCAUAAUUUUAAGUGUUAUCUGCUGAGAUACUUUAAUUAGCAGCUCUCACAUAUACAGAUUAAUAAAUCAUCUUUGGUGUUCAUGGAGCCUAUAGCAGUAAGAGUUACAACCAUACAAGGAAAUGUAGUUAAAUUGAAGCUUAAAAGAGAUCAUAUGAAAAAGAUGCUGGCUCCUGUCUUAGCUUUUUCUAAGUGGACCAUAAAUAAGCCAUCUGCUCUGGCUGCCCCUAAGACAAAUAACAGUGGAGGACAAUCACAAAUGAUGAACUGGUUUCCAGAGUAGCUCUUUAGCGGAGACAGUAAAUGGAUGACAGCUCAUUCCUUGAGAAAGGAUUCCUAGUAAAUACCCAGAAACAGCUACUAGCCAAAGCCAUUAUUUGUUCUCAUCACAUCUCUGUAUCUUCAGAAUUGGAAGAAGAAAAAGAGGCUGUACUGUGGGCCUGCACAAAUGAAAACAAAGAAUUUAUAAGUGGCAGGGUGUGACCAUCAGGAGGUGAAAGAUCUGUUCUAGAGUUGCUUAAGUCACUUAAGUCAGGGAACAGAGGUAGUCUCUAGAAGCCAGGUGACCUGAGUUCUACACUUGACCUUGUUUCUACCUGCUGUUUGACACAUUAACAAAUUUCUUAUUGCUUAUGUUUCUUUUCUGUAAAACUAGCAUUGUACUGUAAUUGAUUUCCUAAAGAGCUAUUAUAGAACUUCUAAAAGACAACUAGAAUAGUUUCUUAAAACAUUGUAAAAGAAAACUCAAUGUCUAAUGUGCACAUUAUUAAAAUCAGUUUUUGUUCUUUAUAUCACUAAUCAGUAGAGCUAAUGUAGUAGAAAGACUAAUAUUGAAUUAAACUUUGAGUCCCAACUUUGCCAUAAAUUUCCUUUAAGAACUUGGAUAAGUCACUUCACUAUAAGUUCAUCUAUAAAAAUAAAUUGGACAAAAAAUGUAAAA